GACACCACAUUCAGGAAGUGUUGUAAUUCUCCUUUAAGAAAGCAAACCCUUCCUAAAAUGACACCACAUUCAGGAAGUGUUGUAAUUCUCCUUUAAGAAAGCAAACCCUUCCUAAAAUGACACCACAUUCAGGAAGUGUUAUUAUUUCUUUGGUGGGAAAACAAUGGUGCAAAACGAAAUAAAUAUAAACACCCAGUUGUAUCUAUUUGUCCAUGUUUCAUGAUGUUAGUCUGUACAUCCAACUCAUUCGUUUUCACCCUGUUACUCCUCAAUUAUAGAGAAAAUUAACCAAAUGUUUGAUAGAGAAGUUAAAAUCCUGUUCAAGUGUUCACCAUUAUGCUAGCUCAAUCUUGCUUACUCACAGUGCUAUGGCUAAUUUGGGCUCCAAAUUUCCAGCCUGUUAGGAUUAUGCACCUAAUAAGUAAAAAGGAACCAUAUUGCAGGAAUGAUCCGAUUUAUUGAUUUUAACAGAUAAAGCAACGAUCAUGUUGAAUGAUUUUUGGGUAGUCAGUAUGAUUUUAUCCAUAUCAAUUUUGAGAUAUUUAUUUUCAUCCUGUUUGUGGCAAAACACCUUUUUGGAUGCAGUUCGUCAUCAAACCCGAAGAAGAAGCUUUUAAUCAUGGUUAUCGCUAUCGAUACUCGACUACUCUGGUUUGUGUGUGAUGAAGUUGGAAGUAACAUUAGACUAGGAAGAGUUAGCUAUCUAGAUAAGUCUUCAAGCAUAGCUGGAUAUUCUACUUUACUUUCAAACUACAACUGAAAACUGACAUUAGAACUACGUUGUCAAAGGAACAUCAAACGAAAGUCAGGAGAUAUAACGUUACUUCUUUCCCACGUGGACAGAAACGUGCUAAUGUUACUGUAGCCUUUCUACUGUAUCAGGUCAUCUAACUGGACUAUAUCUGUCUUGACAUUGACCUCAUUGCUGUUGUUGCCACGUGAGCAGGACAAUAUGAGUGGAGAGAGGGAAACGUUGAUGGAUAAAAUGGAACAGAGUUUAUACACUUUAACCAAGGACAAUUUACGCUGCCUGUGUGAACGCAGUGGAAUAGGUGGCAAGGAUGGCUCCGAUGGUCAAGGAAAGAAUCACCAUCACUCAUUGUGCCGUAAAAUCCUGGAGGAACUUGGGAAAAAUGCAGAUUCAAUGGAAUCGGAGGAGCAGGGAAUGUCUUGGUUACUCCAACUGAAAGAGGACAUCAGAAAGAUACAGGAGGAUGGUAUCGGUGGACCUUUGAGUCCCAGCCAAUCCAUUGAUGAUGAUGCUGUAGACUGUGAUGAAGAUGAGAACCAGAAGGACAUGGAUUGGUUACCUAGCAAAAGGCUGGAGGCGGAGCGCAUGAGUCCCAGCCAGUCCUUUGAUGACAAUGCUGCAGACUGCGAUGAAGAAUGGAAUGAGGAGGACAGGGAUUUGUUGCCUAGCAAAGGGCUGGAGGUGGAGCCAGCUCCAGAGAGACACACACCAGAGCAGAGGGAGAAGAGAGUGAGUGGGGCCCCCUCUCUGUCCUCUCCUGGUAGCGCCUUACUGCUGGGUCUGAAGAGGGUGUCUGUGUGGCUGGUCGACUGCAGGAAAACACCAGGGUUGAGAGGAACUGCUGGAGGAGGAGACGAGGAGGAGGAAGGAGACGUGAUUCAUCAAAGAGAGAGACGUGGCAACCAUGGAUCUUCUGGGGAGCCUCAACAACAACCUCAUGCCGACAACACAGACUGGAGUCUCCCCACAUCAAAACACCUCAAUAAACAACCGCAGAGACAUGCAGGGAAGAAACCUCACCACUGCUAUGACUGCGGAAAGACUUUCAGUGUUUUAUCAGGCUUGAAAAUCCAUCAAUGCACCCACACCGAAAAUAAACCAUUCCAAUGCUCCAAGUGUGGGAAAGGUUUUGCAAAGAACCACUAUCGAAAAAUACAUGAGAAAACGGUACAUGAGCCUCCCACAGAAAGGUCUUACCACUGCUCUGACUGCGGGAAGAGCUACAGUUUUUUAUCAACCUUCAAAAACCAUCAAAGGAUACACACCGGAGAAAAACCAUUUCAAUGCUCCAAGUGCAAGAAAAGUUUUGCUCAGAAAUCCACUUUAAAAGCACACUCACAAACACACAUGCCUGCCGCAGAAAGGCCUUACCAAUGCUCCUACUGCGAGAAGAAGUUUUGUAUUUUAGCAUCCUUUAAUUUCCAUAUGAGAAUGCAUACUGAAGAAAAACCAUUCCAAUGUUCCGUCUGCGGAAUGCGGUUCAUUCAAGCCUGCUUACUGAAAUCACACAAGUUUAAACACAAGCCCACUGAAGAAAAGCCCUUCAGCUGCUCAGAAUGUGGGGCGGGUUUUGCCACUAAAGGUAGUCUCAAAUUUCACCAGCUGAUGCACAACCCGAGAGAGAGACCUUACCGCUGUUCUGAGUGUGGUCAUUGUUUCUCUCAUCCAAUAUAUCUGAAGAAACACCAGAAAAGGCACAGUAAAGACAAGUCCAUUGUCUGUGAGCUAUGCGGGAAGACCUUCAACCAUCCAAGCAACUUCAGAACUCACAUGAAGAUACACCAAGGAGUGAAACCGUACCACUGCUCCGACUGUGGCAGGAGCUUCAUAUUCCGCCAAGGUUUAACAACACACCAGCGUGUGCACACUGGAGAGCUGCCUUACGUCUGCGAUCAAUGUGGGAGGAGGUUUUCUCAGUCCAAUUCUUUGGUAACUCACCAGCGAACACACACCGGGGAGAAACCUUACCCAUGCUUUGUCUGUGGGAAGAGCUUCAGUCGGUCACAAAACCUGGCUGCACACAAGAGAACUCAUACUGGAGAGAAGCCUCACGCCUGUGAUCAGUGUGGGAAGAGGUUUUCCCGAACCGACGCACUGGCUGUACACAAGCGCACUCACACUGGAGAGAAGCCUUACAGCUGUGAUAUAUGCAGGGAGACAUUCACCUAUUUAGUAGCCAUGUUGAAACAUAAGAAAGGACAUGGACAUCCUGCAGGUGAUGUACUCUGUGCUGAAUGGCCUCAGGAUGAUUCCAGCUCUGUCUAUGAAUAGAGAAGUACUUGUUUAACUUGCAGAAGACAUCAAUUUGUUGUUAUACUUACAAUCUAACCCCCAGAGAGAGAGAGAGAGAGACAAACACUCACACACUUGCAGAAAAACACAGAGGGCGGCAGGUAGCCUAGCGGUUAAGAGCGUUCGACCAGUAACCGAAAGAUCGCUCAUUCGAAUCCCUGAGUCUGCAAAUGGUAGAAGAAAAUCUGCUGUCCUGCCCUUGAGCCAGCCAGUUAGCCCCCAACAACAACUGCUCCCUGGGCACACAUGAAGUGGAUUAAGGCAGCCCGCCGCACCUCUGUGAUUCAGAGGGGUUAAAUGCAGAAGGUUGAAGGCAUUUAGUUGUGCAACUGGCUAGUUAUCCCUAAUUUCCUUUCCACCCAGAGGAGUUGGGAGCACAGAAUGGUUUUUGAGAGUGGUUACUAUGAUUUUUGAGAGUGGUUACUGUGGUUUUUGAAAGCAACGAUUGUGGCUUUAAAUAGUCUGAAAUCAUAGUGUUGUAUGCAUACACACCUGACAGGUGUAGGAUCAGGUUCCUCUCCCCCAAAUCCUAUAUUUUAGCAUUAGUGGGGAAAAUGCUAAAUUGACACAAGAUCAGCAUCUAGGAGCAACUUCACCCUACACUUGCCCCUUCCCUGGGGGCUGUUCCAGAUAGCAGAUUCACUGAGGUACUGUCCUAAAUAUUCUCAACUAUCAUCAUUUUUUUGACAUAUAGACUUGGAAUUCAUAAUUUUUUUGACAAAUAUAGACUUGGAAUUGGCAUAGUAGUAGUAGUAGUACAUAUACAGGAAGGAGUGGCUUCCGUCUGGCUACUCUACCAUAAAGGAGUGCUGCAGAGAUGGUUGUCCUUCUGGAAGGUUCUCCCAUUGCCACAGAGGAACUCUGGAGCUCUGUUAACGUGACCAUCAGGUUCUUGGUCACUUCCGAGACCAAGGCCCUUCUGCCCAGACCUCAGUUUGUUCGGGCGGCCAGAUCUAGGAAGUGCCUUGGUGGUUCCAAACUUCUUCCAUUUAAGAAUGAUGGAGGCCACUGUGUUCUUGGGGAUCUUAAAAUGCUGCAGACAUUUUUUGGUACCCUUCCCCAGAUCUGUGCCUCCACACAAUCCUGUCUCGGAGCUCUCGGACAAUUCCUUCGACCUCAUGGCUUGGUUUUUGCUCUGACAUACACUGUCAACUGUGGGACCUUAAAUAGGUAGGCGUGUGCCUUUCCAAAUCAUGUCCAAUCAAUUGAUUUUACCACAGGUGGACUCCAAUCAAAUUGUAGAAACAUUUCAAGGAUGAUCAAUGGAAACAGGAUGCACCUGAGCUCAAUUUUGAGUCCCAUAGCAGUGGGUCUGAAUACUUAUGUAAAUAAGGCACAUCUUUUUUUUAAAUAAAUUUGCAAAGAUUUGUAAAACAUGUUUUUGCUUUGUCAUUACGGGGUAGGUUGGGGUAGGUUGAUGAAGAAAAUAUUUGAUUUAAUCAUUUUAGAAUAAGGCUGUGAUGUGAAAAAAUCAAGGGGUCUGAAUACUUUCUGAAUGCACUGUACAUUCACACACAAUUAAACAAU
This is a messenger RNA of Salvelinus fontinalis (brook trout), 4570 nucleotides long. Its product is annotated as zinc finger protein 883-like. Lineage: Eukaryota; Metazoa; Chordata; Actinopteri; Salmoniformes; Salmonidae. Bases 953 to 3022 code for a protein of 689 amino acids. Gene Ontology annotation, biological process: regulation of transcription by RNA polymerase II. Gene Ontology annotation, molecular function: DNA-binding transcription factor activity, RNA polymerase II-specific; RNA polymerase II cis-regulatory region sequence-specific DNA binding. The record is from RefSeq and is a predicted model, not a curated record. The transcript has 3 exons.